AACCCUUCGUGGAAAACACAUCCCCAUUCAAAUUUUAUUCUUCUCCCAUUAUACAUACUCACCAAAUUCUACAAAUGGGCUUCUUUUCCUUCUUGCAUUAACUCAGGAAUUUCACCAACUUUUAUAAAUCUACUAAUUUACCAACUCAUAUUUUAGCUUCUCAUUUUUAAAACAGACAAUACUCUGCUUCAAUCAAUGAAUUCAACGCAAUCCUUCAAAAACUUCAAAAGUGUCCAUUUCUUGCAAUUUUAUUUUUUAAUUUCACUCCCCACCAUAUUUUUCAAAUGGAUCAUAUCAUUCCAUACUACUUUUGCCACUCUGUAGGACAAGGUGUGGUUGUUGGGAUGGGGACAGGUGCAAGUAGGGAAGCCAUAAACAUCAUCUGUGAAUAUCUUUGUGAAUAUAUAACCACUUCACGAAGGGACCUUGGAGAUCACAAGCUCACAGCAGAAACACUUGCUCGAAUAUUGAAUCUAGAAUCUGAGGAAAAUUGAAAGUAUCAAGCAUGGGUUCAACGGGUGAGACUCAGAUCACUCCAAGCCAUGUGUCUGAUGAAGAGGCAAACCUGUUUGCGAUGCAACUGGCGAGUGCCUCUGUCCUCCCAAUGGUUCUGAAAUCAGCCAUCGAGCUUGAUCUGUUGGAAAUCAUAGCCAAGGCUGGUCCUGGAGUUCAUCUUUCUCCCUCUCACAUUGCUUCUCAGCUCCCAACACACAACCCUGAGGCACCAGUCAUGUUGGACCGCAUCUUGCGUCUAUUGGCUUCCUACAACAUCCUCACUUUCACCCUCCACACUCUUCCUGAUGGCAAGGUUGAGAGGCUCUAUGGCCUUGCUCCCGUUGCCAAGUACUUGGUCAAGAACGAAGACGGCGUCUCCUUGGCUGCUCUCAACCUCAUGAACCAGGAUAAAGUCCUCAUGGAAAGCUGGUACUACUUGAAAGAUGCAGUUCUUGAAGGGGGGAUUCCAUUUAACAAGGCAUAUGGAAUGACAGCCUUUGAAUACCAUGGAACGGACCCAAGGUUUAACAAGGUUUUCAACAAGGGUAUGGCGGAUCACUCUACCAUCACAAUGAAGAAAAUUCUCGAGACCUACACAGGCUUUGAGGGUAUUAAAUCUCUGGUUGAUGUUGGUGGUGGAACUGGAGCUAUAAUAAACAUGAUAGUCUCAAAGUAUCCCAAUAUCAAGGGUAUCAAUUUUGAUUUACCCCAUGUCAUCGAAGAUGCCCCAUCUUAUCCAGGAGUGGAGCAUGUGGGUGGAGACAUGUUUGUCAGUGUUCCAAAAGCUGACGCUAUUUUUAUGAAGUGGAUUUGCCACGAUUGGAGUGAUGAACACUGUUUGAAGUUUUUGAAGAACUGCUACGAUGCAUUACCAGAAAACGGGAAGGUGAUUGUGGCAGAAUGCAUUCUUCCGGUGGCUCCAGACUCUAGCUUGGCCACAAAGGGUGUGGUUCACAUCGACGUGAUAAUGUUGGCUCAUAAUCCAGGUGGGAAAGAGAGAACAGAGAAAGAGUUUGAGGCUCUGGCCAAAGGAUCUGGAUUCCAAGGUUUCCGAGUUCUGUGCUCUGCUUUCAAUACCUACAUCAUCGAGUUUCUCAAGAAGGUUUAAAUGUUUCGGUAUGGAGUCAUAUCAAGUUGCAUUUGGAUUUUGACUUUGAAAAUGUGCUUGUGGUGCUACUUACGAAGCUUUCGCGGAAAAAAAAAAUGUAAAUUUCUCUUGAUACAUUAGGAAAACAAUAAUGAAUAAAUUUAAAUAAUAAGAGCUUUAUGAAAUAAUAAGAAGUUUCUUAUGUGAGUUAUA
Molecule: messenger RNA, 1795 nt
Organism: Vigna angularis (adzuki bean)
Lineage: Eukaryota; Viridiplantae; Streptophyta; Magnoliopsida; Fabales; Fabaceae
Product: caffeic acid 3-O-methyltransferase
Exons: 4
Coding region: 506-1603 (365 amino acids)
Biological process (GO): methylation
Molecular function (GO): protein dimerization activity; O-methyltransferase activity; S-adenosylmethionine-dependent methyltransferase activity
Source: RefSeq, a predicted model, not a curated record